Molecule: messenger RNA, 1745 nt
Organism: Hyaloscypha bicolor E
Lineage: Eukaryota; Fungi; Ascomycota; Leotiomycetes; Helotiales; Hyaloscyphaceae
Exons: 3
Coding region: 248-1654 (468 amino acids)
Biological process (GO): protein import into nucleus
Cellular component (GO): cytoplasm
Source: RefSeq, a predicted model, not a curated record
CUCGUCACCGCUAUCCCUUAUCGGCCGCGCCUCCUCGCUAAUAGCUUGACACCUGACUGAUGAGGCUUCAAAAUUUUCCAAGCUCUUCCCAAAGUCAACAAAAAGACAGCUCAGGGCGUCUUCUGCCAACGCGUCAAUCUUUGAAUACACAGCGCGUCAGACCUGUCUCGAGCAUCUUUGGCGAUAAUCCGUUGAUUCUAAAUCACUCUCCUCUUCCCUCACAACCAACAGCUACCCGCAUCCAACCAUGUCUCUCCCGCCAGCCACAAUUAAGAUCAAGAGGAAGCUCGGAGAUGAUCCUGUUGAUUACCUCCAGAUUCAUCAUGCAGAGGGAAAGAGACAGAAAGUGCCAGCCGGCUACAUCUUUUCCCGCCAGCCAACUGACGAUGGCCCUGCUUCGAGCCCACUCGAUCCUCAACCCGUCCGUCGAAUAAAGCAACUGCAUCAGUCUGCCAGCUCACAAGCACUCCGCGCAUCUUCGAGUCAAGAGAACCCAGCACCAGCACCAGCAACCCCUCUAGGCAAAGAUGUCUUACCAACAGCUACCCCACCAUCCACUCCUCUCAACCAUACCCCUCGAAGAUUUCAUAUGUCAAGAAGUGGGACCCCAAUUAGUACUACACCAGCUAUAGCAGGUCGUAAGCCCAAAGAUGCCACGGUUUUCAUAGAACGGAAGCGUUGCCGAAGCUCAGACCGAAAACAACAAACACCCCAGCCUGACGAAGUUGCGCAACUGGAUGUCACAAAACAAGAUGUCCCUCAGCAAGAUCAAGAGAAGCCAGGCCCAGGCUUCGCGGCUUCUCAACCAGAAGACAGACCAAGAAAGAAACCCGGCCUGGCAGCUCGAUCCUCCACACCACCUAUCCGACCCACCUCUCCACCAAAGCCUCUCGCCGCACCCUCACGAGGUGUCCGCCUCGCGUCCGGCGCGAUGUUGCCAUGGGAUGGCUCCGAGCGCCUCGCAGCAGAAAUGCAAGCAUACACUCUCGAUGAAAUCGGCCGGACACUCGCUCGCCAAGAAGAAGAAGCCGCAGCCGAAGCGAACCGGCUCGCAGCACUUAAUGAGAAGUCCGCUUCAAGUCCAGUCCAUAAGUACUCCUCGAAGUUCAAGCCGAAGAAACCUGCGUUGCGGUAUGUGGAACGGCAUCCCGAGGCAACGGUGGAGCAUGAGCAUGAGGCAAUGGAUGUAGAUGAACCGCAUAUUGGUGCCGAGGACGAAGACAUGGACGAUGGGGAGUAUAUCAUCGAUACGUACGUCCGAAUCCCAGCCGAUGCGUUGGAGACGGAAGAACAAUCGAAGAAUUUCGGUCUUUUGGUGCUGGAUUCACAGCCUGACAUCGAUGAGUUCUAUCAAGAAGUGGAUAGUGAGGAGGACGACGAUGAAGAAGAGGAUGAAAACGCGGAAAACCACUACACAGCCGACUACCCAGACGAAGAAGUAGCCUCAGACGACGAAUUUGACCGCAACGCAUACAACUACCGCACAGGCAAUGCCUCAGAUCUUGAAGAGUAUGAUGAGUUUAGUGACGAGCACGACGUGGCUUUGAGUGACGAUGAGAACGAAAGCACUAAAUACCCGUGGAAAGCGAAGCAGCCGCCGUGGAUGAAGCGGCCAAUUGAGAAAAGCAUCUUGGAUGAGGACGGGAGAGAAUAGAUGGCCCAGGCGGAUUUUGAACAGAUCAUUUGUGGAUAUUGUAUGCAGGUAAAUAGCUCUGCGUACAAAGUGACCUCUCGUACCUUUUCCA